CUAAGAGACAGAAUGUUUCUCUGGAGAAGACUCCUGACCAAGAGGGUGCCACUUUCUGGAAGUCAGCGAAGGCAAGGGCUGGAGUGAGUGUUUCUGUACAGGCAAGAGGCUUUCCAGUACAUGAUGCCUUUUUUACACUUGGUUUUGGUGUUGGUUGCUGCCCCAGAUGUCCUAGCUUUUCCAAACUUUUCCAUUGAAAAUAACAGCCCUCUUCUGGAGAAUGUCUCUGAACAUACACGGGUAGCUGUAAUCACGGUGUCUGUCCCACCUCCUGCUUCUCUGAUUGGAGAUCCUGUUAUUAUUAAUGCCAAUCCUGUAGUCCAUCCAUUUGUGCUGUCUCGUCGAUCCAAACAUCAAUGGGAAUUAUUUACCACUGGAGUACCCAAGCUGGACUUUGAGACAGUGGCUCUCUACUCCUUGACAGUCUAUGCCAAAGACAACCAAGGGGCAGCAGCAUCACAGACCAUUUUAAUCCAGAUCAUGGAUGUGAAUGAGCCACCCACUUUCACUGGAACCUUUGCUCAGAGAGACCAAGUUACUGAGAUUUAUAUCCUAGAAGAUACUGCCCCAGGCACAAUCAUUUACAGGGCAGCGGCCAAGGAUCCAGAGGAUGCUGUUUUGGAGUAUUUCCUUUCCCCGGAGGGCUCUGGCUUCACAAUUGACAGCAUUGGAACCAUUUCCACAGCCGCAGCUUUUGAUUUUGAGAGGGGAGCUAGAAGUUUCUCACUAGCUAUUAAAGUGGUUGAUCCUGGAGGACUGUUCACUGCUGGGAAUCUAAAGAUUUUCCUCAUCAAUGUCAACAAUAGAGACCCAGUUCUUACCUGCAGUUUAUCCAAUAUUGAAAAUGGUGUCUUGAGUGUUACUUCUAUAAAGUCAACUCUGCAUAAUAAAGUCAACAUCACUCUGGAUGAAGAAAUUCCAAUUGGGAAAAUAAUUGGAGUAUGCCAGGCAACUGAUGAAGAUAAUUUGGGAGAUUUAACCUUUGAACUAAAUCCAUGGAAUGUUUACUUUGCAGUUGACAAAGAACAUGGGACCAUAGUCACUGCUGCCCGCCUUGAUAUGGAGAGAGCUGGAUUUGCACCUGUUCAGUCCUUCUCUGUUAAGGCUUGUGACCAAGACCAGCGGUGUUCAGCAAUUCCAGUGACAAUCUAUAUCCAUGGCAUUAAUGACAACUCUCCUUUCUGUGAUCAAUAUCUGAUUAGGUACACAGGCAAAGAGGUGAUUGCAAAUAAUACUGUAGUUGCAAAACUGUUGUGUCAUGACCUUGACGAGCCUCCUGAUGUAAUAUAUUAUGCUCCAAGCUUGGGGCCAAUUGGUUCUGGACAACUCUUUGAGCAAGUGCCAAAUGCUGCAAAUUUCAUCCAGUUUGCCAAAGGAAUGGAUUAUGAAAGCCCAAAGAUGAUUGCAGCUGGACAUACCUAUGAAAUGACAAUUUCAGUGUUUGAUGACCUACAUCCUUCCCAUACAGUAACUGUGACAAUCAUUGUACAGAUUGCUCCAGCCAAUGAUUUCAGCCCUGUGUUUAAAGCUGCAUACUAUUCAUUCUCUGUUCCGGAAACAUCAAAAGCUUUCUACAAAGUUGGAAGAGUGACUGCCAUUGAUGAAGACUACCCACCAAAUUGUGUUACUUACAAAAUAAUCAAUGGAGACAUUCAAGUCAUACAAAUAUUCUGGAUCCACCCUCUCUCUGGAAUGAUUGAGCUCACCACACAGCCAGACUACGAGACUGUGAAGCAGUAUAACCUCACAGUGGAAGGUGUGGACUGUGACAGAUUUCACCCUCGCACAGCGAUAACCAUGGUCACUGUUGACAUCAAAGAUGAGAAUGAUGAAGCACCUGUUUGUAUACCCCCUCUAUAUAAGGCAAUCAUUUUGGACAAUGUUGUUGCUGGGACAAAUGUCAACGGCUUCAAACUAAAUUGCCAUGACAGAGAUUCACAAGAUUUUGAAAUGCAUUUUGAGAUAGUUUCUGGAAAUGAGAACCAUCAUUUUGGAUUUGACCCAACUCGAGGUUCAAAUACUCCAAAAUUAAUUGUGAAGAGUCCUUUUAACUUUGAAUCUGGAGCUGAAUUGCAGCGGCGGUUCCAUCUUGUGGUGCACAUAACCGAUGACAACCUGAAAUAUGGCAAAGCCACCAAGCCCAGGACAGGCACUGCUAUUAUAGAUAUUUAUGUGACCAGGGCCAAUGUGCCACCUCGUCCAACCACCAGUCCUGAACAAAGAAAAGGCCUGACCAUUUUGUACACAGCUAUCAACACAUAUACAUCCAGUGACUGGUACAUUCCUUUCAUCUUCACUCUGAUGGCAGUUUUUUUUGCCGGGUUGUUUUCCUGGGUAUGUUUCCUGCUUUGGGGAUACGGAAACAUUAUGAAAUGCUGUCAGAAAAUGGACAAGGAAAUCUCCAAGCCCAAACCCAAGGGAAUAAAUCAUAUUGCAGGUAAGAUGAUUAUUAUGAAUUGUGUGAUUUAA
Phyllostomus discolor (pale spear-nosed bat) is the source of this 2469-nucleotide messenger RNA. Its product is annotated as cadherin-related family member 3-like. The transcript is spliced from 16 exons. NCBI's taxonomy places the organism in Eukaryota, Metazoa, Chordata, Mammalia, Chiroptera, Phyllostomidae. Bases 121 to 2469 code for a protein of 782 amino acids. Gene Ontology annotation, biological process: multicellular organism development; homophilic cell-cell adhesion; cell morphogenesis. Gene Ontology annotation, molecular function: calcium ion binding; cadherin binding. Gene Ontology annotation, cellular component: catenin complex; membrane; adherens junction. The record is from RefSeq and is a predicted model, not a curated record.